This is a messenger RNA of Nymphaea colorata (pocket water lily), 1427 nucleotides long. RefSeq names its product putative RNA methyltransferase At5g10620. The record is from RefSeq and is a predicted model, not a curated record. NCBI's taxonomy places the organism in Eukaryota, Viridiplantae, Streptophyta, Magnoliopsida, Nymphaeales, Nymphaeaceae. Gene Ontology annotation, biological process: rRNA processing. The transcript has 7 exons. The coding region runs from base 305 to 880 and encodes 191 amino acids. Gene Ontology annotation, molecular function: methyltransferase activity.
CAUUUUCAUGUCAAAUCAACUGGGCACGGCCGUUGCGCAAGAAUCAACUACGAACGGCCCCUGCGCAAAGACUCGCGCCUUCGCAUUCAAGUUCAGAAAAUCGGAUCCUCUUCCUGUCCCAACUGUUAUCUACAGAUCGACCAAAAUACCCGAGUCAUAGCUCACAUCGAUAUUUGUUGCUUCUAGGAAGACUUACCGACCGCGGCAACCGCGCCAAAGUUCAGUUCGUGAGGCACACAUCUCCUCCGCCUCACCCUGUACGAGCUGCCUUUUUCAUGGUUUCCCGGCUUUCCGGAACUGAAGGAUGGCUUUCCCACUCUGCGGCAACUCUCGACUCUCUCUCAUGAAAAACCCUCAUUCUCCUCCUCAUUUAGGGACGAGAUUAGCACGACCGUACCAGUCUGUGAAAUCUCUUCCUGUACGUUUAUUUACAAUUGGAAAAAAAAGAUCCAAGGGUACCCAGCUGUUGGUGGAAGAAUACAUGGAGAAGCUCAAGUCCUAUUGCAGUGUUGAUGACAUUCAAUUAAAAUCAAAUCCUAAACAUACUAGUGAUGUGAAGGCCCAGAUAGAUGGGGAAGAUUUAAAAAUUAUGCACCACAUAAGAUCUGAUGACUGGGUAGUUGUGCUGGAUGAGAAUGGUUUGGAUAUUGGAUCUGAACAAAUGGCUGAGAUGGUGAGAGAGGCAGGAAAUACGGGUUCAUCUACACUAGUUUUCUGCAUAGGUGGCCCUUAUGGCCAUGGAGAAAAAUUGCGUAAACGUGCUGAUGUCACUAUACGCUUGUCCUCUAUGGUCUUAAAUCAUCAAAUUGCAUUGAUUGUACUUUUGGAGCAGAUUUACAGAGCAUGGACAAUUCUCAAAGGUCAAAAGUACCAUCAUUAGUGACUAAUGUGGGCUGGGUUUAACAGUCCAUGCUUCAGUUGUCCGCAUUGACGGUGUUCUUGCAAUACUCGAAUAGGAAUACUGCCUAAUUCAGUCGCUUUGAGGGAUUUAUUGAAGGGGAAUGUUGUUCAAGUUAUCUGGCACUCAUUCUUACCUACCAUAUGAAGAGUUAGCAGCAAUAGUCAGAGAUGCAACUGAAUUUCUUGCUCAGACCUCAUGAGUUCAAAUGAUAUAAAAAAUCUGGGUACAUGUAUUUUCCGAAUUCCUUUCUCAGACUUUUGGCUAACAUCAAGCAUGAAAGCUGUUGGUAUUCACCAUGAGAACUGUUCUCUCAUAUUUGCAGAUGAAUUGAUUGGUGAACAUGAUAAACUGGUGUAUCCAGGAGCAGAAGCCCUCUUGGUCAUGAUGCUUCUUGUCUCUUUUAUAUUGACUGAUCCAAUCCAGAAUAGGUACUGAGCUUGCUGACAUUUUGUGUGAUUCAUGUAUCUGAUGGCACAUCGCAUUCAUCAACUGACCAACUUUAUAUAAUAUAUAUCAUUUUUUGAAA